This is a messenger RNA of Aspergillus puulaauensis, 1593 nucleotides long. RefSeq lists its product as uncharacterized. The transcript is spliced from 6 exons. NCBI's taxonomy places the organism in Eukaryota, Fungi, Ascomycota, Eurotiomycetes, Eurotiales, Aspergillaceae. The record is from RefSeq and is a predicted model, not a curated record. Gene Ontology annotation, molecular function: amino acid transmembrane transporter activity. Gene Ontology annotation, biological process: amino acid transmembrane transport. Gene Ontology annotation, cellular component: membrane. Bases 1 to 1593 code for a protein of 530 amino acids.
AUGCUUUCCAAUGAGAAACACAAUGCAUCACCUAACCGCUCGCCUGCCGAUCCUGACGUCGAAGUCGCUCUGCAUACUGCCAACCCCAAUGUUGAGAAUGGGGCGCUCAAGAGGGGGCUCAAAUCUCGACACGUCGGGAUGUUUUCCAUUGCAGGCGCCAUCGGAACAGGCAUUCUAAUCAGUAGUGGAACAGCGCUGUCGCGAGGUGGCCCUGCCAGCAUGCUCAUAGCCUAUUCCUUUGUUGGCCUCUUGGUGCUCAACAUCAUGUCUGCUCUUGGUGAAAUGGCCGUUUUCAUGCCUAUGGACCAGGGCUUCGGCGGAUAUGCCUCUCGUCUGGUGGAUCCGGCAUUUGGAUUCGCUACCGGGAUGAACUAUUUUCUCAAAUAUGUGGUGCUCCUGGCCAACAAUCUCACGGCUUCGGCAAUAGUGAUGCAAUACUGGCUCCCUGAUAUCAACGUGGCUGUCUGGGUUGUUUCAUUUGCUGUCAUUAUUAUAAUGAUUAAUUUCAUGCCUGUCCAGUAUUUCGGUGAAAUUGAGUUCGUUGCGGCGUGCAUCAAGACAGUCACUAUUGUCGGUUUAAUGAUUCUCUGUCUAGUCAUCGAUUUAGGGGGGAGCCCGCAAGGACGUAUCGGAUUCAGGUACUGGAAGAACCCUGGUGCCUUCAAAGAGUACCUUGACACAGGUUCCACAGGGCGCUUCCUUGGUUUCUGGGUUUCUGUAACAAAUGCAGCAUUUGCAUAUAUGGGCAGUGAGAUGGUGGGUAUGACGUUUGGAGAGGCAUCCCAGCCAUGGAAAACGAUCCCGAAGGCCGUCAAUGCGACGUUCUGGCGCAUUACGUUUUUCUAUGUCGGGGGUGUCUUCUGUCUGGGGCUGGUUGUAUCCUCUUCGAAUAAUCGCUUGAUAGACGCUACUAAAGCGGACACUGGCGCAGGCGCUUCUCCUUUUGUCGUCGCGAUUGUUGAUUCCGGAAUCCCAGUCCUUCCUCAUAUAAUCAACGGCUGCCUGCUGGUGUUUGUCCUCAGUGCGGCGAAUACAGAUAUUUAUGUUGCGUCCCGUACUCUAUAUGGCCUGGCAAAAGACGGUUAUGCACCGGCUUUGUUCAAAUUUACGAAAGGGUCCAUUCCUAUCUUUGCUUUGGCAGCAGCCUCCGCAUUCUUCCUUCUUGCAUUGCUGAACAUUAAUUCAGGAAGCGCCGUGGUUUUUGGAUACCUAGUAUCUCUUUCCACAAUUUUAGGGCUACUAAACUGGGUCAGCAUCCUAGUAACCUAUCUGUUUUUCCACCAGGGUAUGAAGGCCCAGGAAAUUAGCCGGGAAGACCUGCCCUUCUCGGGCCAUUUCCAAAAGACGAGGGCCCAAAUGACUCUAUUCUUCACCGUGGUAAUAAUCUUCACUAGUGGUUUCUCUAGCUUUGUGCACGAGUUCGAUCCCGUAGGGUUUGUCGUUAGUUACGUUGGGAUAUUGGUUUAUGUGGCUUGGUUUGCUUCGUAUAAAUUCAUCCGGAAGACCAAACUUGUCGGUUUCCGUGACAUGGACAUCACGACCAACAUAAUAACGAGGCAAUAUGUCGAAGAACUGGAGCAUGGUAUAGCAUGA